AUGUUUUUUUUUUGUUUUUUUAUUGUUUUCACCUUAGCUUGGCUAAAUGUUGUCUUUUCAAAGCUGAACUUCCAAAAUGAGCAGCUAGCGGCAUCCUUCUUCGAGGCUAACAGGAAUUAUCGCGUGACUAAGGAGGACGUAGUGGACGGGAUAGAAAAAUGCUGGUUCAACGUGACGAACUACCUGAUUAACGAAUCUAUAAAGCAAGAAAGCGACUUUAGCAGUGACGUGAAAACAGCCGUCAAUUCGAUGAAGCUCAAGCUGGACCAACUCCUCACCGUUUCCUAUUCAAUUAAAAAAAUAGACACAGUAAACGCGUCCUUCCAGUGGGCCCAAUCCCCAGAGCACAUAUACCUCAAUAUUAAGUUCUCCCACAGGUGGAGUUCUCCAGGUGCCCUAAAGGUGAAGGACGAAGAAGUGGUUGCGAGAGAAAACUUGUUUUCCUUUUCGGCCCUGAGUGACGACACCAACUCGGUGACAAAAAAGUACACGGUUGAUCUGAAGCUCCUCCAUGACAUAGACGAAUCGGAGACCAAGUAUAACUUCGCGUCCGUGGGGAAGGUUGUCGUUACUUUAAAGAAAAAGGAGAAGCAGAUUUGGAAUCGCCUGCUCAAGUCAAAGGAGAAGAACCCGAACAUGCAGGUCUGGUGGGACAUGAAGGAGAAGUACCAUGAUAGUGUACAGUCGUUUUUAAAAGAGGAGGAAAAAAAAAAGGAAGCAAAGAGUGGUAAGAACGAAGCGAAUGAAAGCGGCCAAACGAGUGUUAAUAAUGAACUGGGGCCCAUCCCCGGGGGGACCGGCAAAAUGGAAGAAACGAAGUUUGACGCAAGUGCAGAUGGACAUAACGCAGGACACAACAACGGGGUCACAUCAAAUGGGGCGGACACAGACAACCCCGCGCAGACGAAAAACGAAGAAUUGUAA
Plasmodium fragile is the source of this 924-nucleotide messenger RNA. RefSeq lists its product as uncharacterized. Gene Ontology annotation, biological process: chaperone-mediated protein complex assembly; protein folding. Gene Ontology annotation, molecular function: protein-folding chaperone binding; Hsp90 protein binding. Bases 1 to 924 code for a protein of 307 amino acids. NCBI's taxonomy places the organism in Eukaryota, Apicomplexa, Aconoidasida, Haemosporida, Plasmodiidae. Gene Ontology annotation, cellular component: cytosol; nucleus. The transcript has 7 exons. The record is from RefSeq and is a predicted model, not a curated record.